This is a messenger RNA of Dichotomopilus funicola, 960 nucleotides long. Its product is annotated as thymidylate kinase-domain-containing protein. The record is from RefSeq and is a predicted model, not a curated record. The coding region runs from base 1 to 960 and encodes 319 amino acids. Gene Ontology annotation, biological process: dUDP biosynthetic process; dTDP biosynthetic process; dTTP biosynthetic process. The transcript has 4 exons. Gene Ontology annotation, cellular component: cytosol; cytoplasm; nucleus. Gene Ontology annotation, molecular function: ATP binding; nucleoside diphosphate kinase activity; dTMP kinase activity. NCBI's taxonomy places the organism in Eukaryota, Fungi, Ascomycota, Sordariomycetes, Sordariales, Chaetomiaceae.
AUGGCCUCGAUUAACGAUCUGGCAACGGCCGCUUCGGCACUCGUCAGUCCCGCUGCCACUGCCGCUGCCGCUGCCGCGGUCACGGCCCCGCACCCGCAGCCCUCGUUGUCGUCGUUAGCCGAUUCGGCUCGGACCACCACGCAGGACGGGGCUGAUGGCAACGGUGAUGACGGUGAGGCUCCGGCUGCUGUGGUCCGGGGCGCCCUUGUGGUCCUCGAGGGCCUCGACCGGAGUGGCAAAACGACCCAAGUCAAACUGCUCGAGCAACGGUUUGUGGAGUUGGGCCGCAAGGUCAAGGUGAUGCGGUUUCCGGACCGCACAACACCAAUUGGCCAGAUGAUCGAUUCGUAUCUCAAGAGCCAGGUCGACAUGGACGACCACGUCAUUCAUCUGCUCUUUAGCGCAAACCGAUGGGAAGCAGCUAAAUCUAUCGCCGCCCUCCUUGCCUCCGGCACAACCGUCCUCUGCGACCGCUACUACCACAGCGGUGUCGUCUACUCCGCCGCCAAACAAAACCCCUCCCUCACGCUUCCGUGGGCGCGGGCGCCCGAAGUCGGCCUGCCACGCCCUGACCUAGUGCUCUUCCUAGACCUAGACGAAAACCAAGCGAAAGCACGCGGCGGCUGGGGCGGCGAGGCGUACGAGAAGGCAGAGAUGCAGCGGCGCGUGCGGGAGUUGUUUUGGGGGUUAAGUAUGGGCAAAAUUGGGACUACGUCGGUCGUUAGGGAGGAGGGGACGAGUGAGAGGAAAGAGGUGGCGGUAGGGCCACCGACAGUGGCGGGCCAGGAUGCGCUAACGGGGCACGAGUAUCGGUUCAGACAGGAGGAGGAGGACCUCCAUGUGGUGGAUGCGAGCUCGUCUGUAGAGGAAGUGGCAGAAGAGGUGUGGAAGGUGGUCAAAGCCAGGGUUGCUACUGUUGAACGUGGUGAAGUUGGGCGGGUUGUGAGGAGAGUAUCGUGA